Molecule: messenger RNA, 3479 nt
Organism: Rhopilema esculentum
Lineage: Eukaryota; Metazoa; Cnidaria; Scyphozoa; Rhizostomeae; Rhizostomatidae
Product: protein phosphatase 1D
Biological process (GO): protein dephosphorylation
Molecular function (GO): protein serine/threonine phosphatase activity; cation binding
Source: RefSeq, a predicted model, not a curated record
UAGACGUGAGAAAGCGAGUAAGUGUGUUUGCGGGAAAGAAUGGAUUCGAUAAAAGAAUAGGAGAACAAUCGAGAAAUAAAACCGUUGUCAAUUUCUACGCGCCUAUUGGCACUAAAAGGUGAUCAACAUUACCAGAAGCAGAGGAUUCAGGAAACGUUAAAGAUAUAAAUAUUCGCCAGAAGUAUUUUCUUAAAGAGAAACUUUGAAGAUGGAUCAAGUUCGAACUGUUGUGGAUAGCAAUAUGGCUUUCAGAUAUUCUAAGAGUCUAAAUAAAGGAACCCGGCGUUACAUGGAAGAUAUCGCUCAAACUUGUCGAUCAAAUGACCCGGUCAAAGGAACUUUCUUCGCAAUUUUUGAUGGCCAUGGAGGCAAAAAUGCAGCUAGGUUUGCCGAGAGGCGUUUGUGGAGAACUCUAUCGAGUAUGGAUGCUUUUGAGAGUGAUGACCCAGAAAAAGUUAAAGGAGCGAUCAAAGAGGCUUUUCUCAAAACACAUUCAGAAAUGUGGGAUGUUAUUGAAAACUGGCCUAAGCGAAAAAAUGGAAUGCAGAGCACAUCCGGAACGACGGCUACCGUUGCUAUACUGCGAGGGAGGAAAUUGUACGUUGCGCAGCUUGGUGAUUCUGGUCUGGUUUUAGCUAAACGCAGGAAGAAUAGCACCACUGUGGAGGCACAUUAUAUAACUGCGGAGCAUAAACCUGACGCACCGGAGGAAAAAUCAAGAAUCAAUUCAUUAGGAGGGUGCGUUGCAACUGUUAAGGGUGUGGCGCGAGUAGUCUGGAAGCGGCCGAUACUAAGCGGCAGAACAAACGGAACACCUCGGCGUGGAGCGCAGUUCGAGCAUAUUCCAUUCCUGGCUGUCUCUCGUGCUCUUGGUGAUCUGUGGAGCUAUGAUCAAGAAAGGGGCGAAUACCUCGUAUCUCCCGAACCAGACGUUGAAUGUUUCGAUAUCAAAAAGGGUGAAGACUGGUUCAUGAUUCUAGCUUCAGAUGGUCUCUGGGGAAUUGUCGAUGCGCAAGAGGCUGUUGAUAUUGUUGCUGAUCACGAAAAUAAUGAUCAAGAGAACACGGACGCUGCCUCGAAUUUAAUUCAUAUGGCUUUGCAAAAGUGGUCUGGAAAAAAGGUUAAAUCUGACAAUAUCAGCACUAUUACAGUAUUUUUUGAUGAAGAGCCCAGACCCGGCGAAACUCCAUCGGAAGAGGACGACGACAGCUCGGGUUUUACGACUGUCCUUGAAGAAGAUGGCGAAGAAACACCACCCGAGGUACCUGUAAAGUCAGGUCUUCCGCAGCUUAAAAGGACAACCGAAAUACGAGUUGAGCUGGACGAUUUCGGCAAAUUUUGUUCCCAAGAAUCGACGGCGUAUAUCGAAACUGUUAUUUUUCAUACUUCGUCUAGGGGAAGUACCGAGCUGAUGGCUUCCGAUUCUUGCAACAUUUCGAACAUAAAAAGAAAGCUACCGUCAAGUUUGACCGGUCCAGUCACGACCGCCAAGCGCAGCCGAAGAACAUCGGAAUGUGGAAGUCCGGAAAGUCGAAACUUGUUAACUGAAGUUAGUUCUAAGUCUUUACAGUCGUUACAACUCGAUGCCGACCUUACUGGCAUUUCGCAAGUAGCCCGCGAUUUUUUGUAGCUAGUUUUCGUAGCUAAUUGUUUAAAUUAUUCGAAAUCGUCGCCAGCUUAAACAAAGGUUGCCCCCUACCCACCCAAAAGGUGACAUCUUUUGCAUUUCAAAGCUGCAUUUUUGAUUGCAUCUGACAACCCUUUGCGUUCAAAAAGUCUUAUCUGUCGGUUAAACAGUUCUGUUAUCAAAGGUAGCGUGAAUGUUUGAUGAAAAAACAUUGGUUUUGAGUUGUCAAUCAAAACAUAAUGCAAAAUAUAUUUCGAAUAACAAUUUAGCAUCUAAGGCCAUUGCAUCUUUUUUACUCAACAUCUGUAAAAUCGUUUCACAAUUGCUGGUACAUUUUCACAAGGGCUGUAUUUUUAUCACACGCUCAAGAAAUUCCUUUGAUGCAAAAAUUAGCUGAAGGCGUGUCACUAAAACAGUUAAAACGGGGAAUGAUUGUUUAGCACUAGUUUUAUGCGGUAAUUUGUAUUUUUAAAUUAAAUUGUUUAUGAUUUGUUUGUUCUCGCACUUAUAGUUAUUUGUGUCUGUUGAAAAUUCCAAACACAGAUGACUCCCAAUGUGUCUAUUACACAGGGGUUUGCGCAGAACACAUCAUGGGCAGUUUACGUUUUUAGGGAUUUUAAAUUAAUAUAGCGCAGCAUAGAUGCAUGUAAUAUAACUUGAUAGUUCAUCGACAUCGUUUGCUUCUUUUGAAGUAUUUCAACAUUAAUUCGCAUUUCGAUGUAAUUUUGCAUCUUUAUCGUACAGUUGUUUUAAUUUUAAGCAGACCUAGUCGGGAACCAAACCUCGUAGAUACUGCAUCUGGUAGAGAUCAUUGUCUAUAAGAUAGAAAGCAUUCUCGAUCGCUGUUGGCUUAACCAAAGUCCCACAGAAAUCGCAAAUACCGGAUCGCAAUGUACGAGGUUUGGUCUUUUAGUGAGCGAAUACAAAUCCAAGCUGUGAGCACCAUGCCUGCCCGUCACGCAGAUAUCGAAUAAAGUUUGAAUAAAGAUAUCGAAAUUUGGUUUUAUAAGUCAACCCAAGACCAGACCAUAUUUUAAAGCUCUGGAUUGGAUUUGUAUUCGUUAGAACACGCCUAGUCACGUUUAUUUUCAAUUUCACAAACAUUAGCCUUUUGUUUUCAUAGUAAUAUAAUUUUACUAGCCAUCGAAGCUAUUCCACUGUUUGCCAACAUAAAUGACUUUUGAUUCCAAAUCCAAAAUACAAAUUCUAUACAUCGUGGCGCAUAAAUUCACUACCAUUUUGACUUUACUGAGAUAAUGGCAGCAAGUCAGGAAGUCUUGUCACGUUCAGUGUUCUUUGAAGUUGUUUUUAAAUGUUUAAAUUUUUAUCUUUCUAACAGCUGUGGAUGGUGUGUAGAUUGAAAUUAAUAGAAACCAUGGCAACAAGGCCUUCCUAAGGAAACCCUAGCUUUGUAUUCUCUAACCCUAGCAAUCAUCGUUUAAAGCCUCGGUUUAACCGACCUCGGUUUGGCGAAUAGUACCCCUUGCUUUAGUUUACACCCAACCAAAUGCAGUUGCUGUUUCUGCAAGUUAAUAUUGGUAUCCGAAUCUCCUUGAUUUCCCGUGCUCAUGAGAACACUGCGAAAUUUCAUUGUAAAGGUCUCAAAAUACUUCAUUUGUGACAAUGCAGCGAAGUGUUAGGACAGAUUUCCAACUAGUUUUUGAUAUUUUUUACAUGUCUGAAGUAUAUUGGAGUGAACUAGAAGUAAUUGUUCGAUAUAAUAAGAUAUAAAGUAUAAUAUUUCAUGUAAUAUAGAAAAAUUGUACGUAUGUAAAUCUUUGUGGAGUGCACCUGGCCGAAAUUUCAUGUAAUUUAUUUGUAAUAUCACAGAUCAUGUUCAUGGGAAAUUUGA